AUGUCGGCUCAAGCGGUGGCCAAGGCUGCCGGAGGUGUUGUCUCCAUCGCCAAGGUAUGCUGCAUGCCGACCACAAACCAUGCCACCCGAUCAAUUGGUCGCGAAUCGCCGUCACUCAACCUCCCUCGGUCCACCGGAGUGUGGGAAUCCAUCCGCAAGGCCCUCUCCAUCGACGCCAACCGCUCCAACGGUGUCCCGCUGAACCCGUACUACCGCAACCCUACACCCGGCAGCAACGACCCCAUGGCCUACGACGACCCCGUCACCGUGCCCGCCGGCGACAUCGCCGACAACCCUUACUGGAAGCGCGACCACCGCCGCCACUACCCCAAGCUGAGCGUCAUGAAACAGGCCGACGUGGCUAGCCUGCUGACGAUUGGGAGCGCUGCCGCACCCAAGGUUGAUCUGAUUGGCGAGGCGGGUGAGAAGCAGCUCGUCGCGGCGAAGCAGGAGGGCGAGACGGGUCUGGCCAAGUGUCUCGAGAAGACGAGCGGCAAGGAUGUCUUUGUGAACGGCCUGCCGCCGCUGCCCAGCGGCCAGAGUCUUGCGUCGGGCUCAUGGGAUGUGCACAAGUAUGAGCUGACGGAGGAGAAUACAUAUCCCCAGGGGUGA
This is a messenger RNA of Metarhizium acridum CQMa 102, 612 nucleotides long. NCBI's taxonomy places the organism in Eukaryota, Fungi, Ascomycota, Sordariomycetes, Hypocreales, Clavicipitaceae. The record is from RefSeq and is a predicted model, not a curated record.